Durusdinium trenchii is the source of this 1083-nucleotide messenger RNA. The record is from the annotation of a GenBank genome assembly. NCBI's taxonomy places the organism in Eukaryota, Dinophyceae, Suessiales, Symbiodiniaceae.
AUGGCAACCGUGGUCAAAGAUUGGCGCAAGUACACGGAGGUCACCACCUCCAAUGGGCGUCGCAUCCGCGGUGCGGGGAAGCUCGAAGAGAAACUCCUCCUUUCACUCCUGCAGCUGUGCCUUCACGGCUGGCGAAAGAUCUUGGAAGUUGAACGUGCCAUGGAGCGCUCCAAGGCACUGCGUGAAAGCUUGCGGCAGCAGAGGGAGGAGCGGGAACAGACCGAGAACAACCUGUUGUUGAACUUGGCGAUGGCCGUGUGGCAGCUGUGCGUGAUGGAGCCCAAGAAAGACCAGGCCUUCCAGCAACUCACAGAAACCAAUGCCAUCGCCUUCCAGCUCCAGGAAGCCUGCCAGGUCUACUCGCAGGAGAAUGAGACACUUCAGGAGCGCUUGAAGCAGGUCAUGGAAACUCUUCAGCGUGAGCUGCAAACAAAGGAGGAGCUGGCCAAAGAGCUUCGUGACGCUUACAGCAAGCAGGCUCGGCUUUCGCCUAUGCUCCCUGAGUUGCCGCUCGGAAUUGUGCAAAACCGGGGCGCAGCAUCACAUGCUCAAGCCCUUGAAGAUGUCGCUGCUUCGGUUGCCUCCGGAAAGAAGAAAAGUAAGGCGUCACCGCGAGGGACGCCCCGCAACGGACUCAGUGAGUGGCGAAAGACGUCGAAGGACAAAGUGACCAACGUUGAAGCUGAGGUGCUCGCUGGAUGGUGUGCCAUGUGCCCCGAGAAGUCUGCUUUGGGCUUUGAGUUGAGUUGUGCUAACUUGGGCGCCACGACCGGCAGUCGUGUGCGGCUGCGUUGCGGCAUCGUCCUUUUGCUGCAAGGAGAUGUCCCGCCUAUGACCACACACCAGGCUGUGGCAUCAGCCGCGGCCCUGCUACGAGAAAAUGACCCUGUGAGAGCCGCCAAGGCACUGAACCACGCUGCACCGUUAACUGUACAUCUCAUGGUGAAAGAGCACAUCCGACUUUUGGACCGAGAUGCCAGGUGGCAAUUUCAAGCCAUGAAUUUCAAUCGUGUGUGUUCUGCUUGGGCUUUCUGUAACUUGUGGUCAAGCACUGCAAGCUGGAAGCUUUCAAGUGGAGCUUAA